Molecule: messenger RNA, 858 nt
Organism: Penicillium paradoxum
Lineage: Eukaryota; Fungi; Ascomycota; Eurotiomycetes; Eurotiales; Aspergillaceae
Product: aminoglycoside phosphotransferase family protein
Exons: 1
Coding region: 1-858 (285 amino acids)
Source: RefSeq, a predicted model, not a curated record
AUGAAGACAUCAUUUGAAAUUCCGUUCUAUGCAACUGACUUGCCUUGCCCGCUACCCACCGAUACCGAAAUCGAGAACGCCCCGGACAUAUCCAUGGAAUAUGGAGGACGAAGAAUAGUCGGAGUAGGCCAGCAUUUUGUUGUGAAAUUCGGACUGGGUGUCAAUCUCAUUGAAGGAGAAAAUAUGUUGUUUGUUCGGGAGAAAACAAACAUCCCUGUCCCGCGGGUCUUCGCCCUCUAUUCGGACCCAGGGACAGGCAAAAAUUUCAUUGUCAUGGAGCGCAUUCUCGGUCAAACACUUCUUUCAGCAUGGCCGCAACUUACAACACCAGAGAAAGAAGAAAUACUGAAAGACCUACGGAGAUACUUUGAUGACUUGCGCCAGCUUCCAUCCCCAAAGUACUUUGGCAGUUUCGACCAAAGACGACUUCUGGAUGAGAUAUUUUGGACACACGAGCCAGAUCCAUUGGUGAACGGUCCUUUUUACUCUGAAGAAGACCUCAACGAAGCAAUGUUACGAAAGUACACCUACAACGGAGGCCCACUCUACAGAGCGGAAUAUCUUCGAAGGUGCUUUCCUUUUAUUUUCAAGGGCCACAAAGCGACAUUCACCCACGGUGAUUUGCAAAGGAAAAAUAUCAUCCUAUGCGAGAAAAUUCAUCAAGACCAAGAAGGUUCACGCCUCGUGAUAAUUGAUUGGGAAAAGUCUGGAUGGUAUCCAGGAUAUUGGGAAUAUUGCUUAGCCGUCUGUGCUUUACGAUGGGAUGACGACUGGUCCCUUUGGAUUGAUAGUAUCCUUUCGCCGUUUGUCUCCGAGGCUUCAUGGUUUCAGUCACUACGCCUGGAAUUAUGGUCAUAG